This is a messenger RNA of Chelmon rostratus (copperband butterflyfish), 3697 nucleotides long. It is a transcript of the gene islr2, whose product is annotated as immunoglobulin superfamily containing leucine-rich repeat 2. The transcript has 2 exons. Bases 236 to 2380 code for a protein of 714 amino acids. The record is from RefSeq and is a predicted model, not a curated record. Gene Ontology annotation, molecular function: protein binding. NCBI's taxonomy places the organism in Eukaryota, Metazoa, Chordata, Actinopteri, Chaetodontiformes, Chaetodontidae.
CGCUGGAGAGGAAAAAAGCGCCGUCGGACUGCAACAGCGACUCACCGGGGAAAAUGUGCCCUCGGCCGCCUUCCAUCAACGCCGUCGACGUCUGCAAAAGUCAUGUGAAAGGAUCCGCAGCAUAUGAGGACUCGACUUUUCUCCACCAUUAAACUUGUUUCAGAGGAUUGAAAACUCCAGAGUGAUUAAUAACAAGACCCCAGGAAUUGAAGUUAACAUUGGACAGGUGCAGAAAAUGGCGGGACGGCUCCUGCAGCUCUUUGCCUUGUGGACUAUUGUGAUUGGCAUUGUGCAGUGCUGUCCAGAGCUCUGCAGCUGCCAGGAUAAAUUUGCCCACCAGUUCGCUGACUGUGCUUACAAAGACCUGCUGACGGUGCCCGUGGGUCUCCCGUCCAAUGUCACCACUGUGAGCCUUUCUGCCAAUAAGAUCAAAUUGCUGAAAAGUAAAAGCUUCGUCAAUAUCACGCAGGUCACCUCUCUCUGGCUGGCCCACAAUGAGAUAGUUACCAUAGAGACGAACACCUUGGCCCCCUUGAUCCAGCUCCGCAACCUGGACAUCAGCCACAACAAAAUCGUGAACUUUCCAUGGGAGGAUCUGCACAACCUCACAGCCCUGCAGCUGCUGAAAAUGAACAACAAUGAGAUGGUGAACCUUCCAAAAGAUGCCUUUUCCACCCUCAAAGACUUGAGGUCGCUGCGCAUCAACAACAACAAGUUCACCACCAUUGUGCAGGACACCUUCAGUGCUCUCACCUCCAUGUCCCACCUUCAGAUUUUCCGCAACCCCUUCACGUGCUCCUGCAGCCUGGAGUGGCUGAGGGACUGGAUCACGACAACUAAGAUUUCGGUCCCCGAGCCAGAAUCAAUUUUAUGCGAGGGCCCUGAACACCUGAAGGGUACGAUGGUUACUAAUAUGCCCAAACUGGACUGUAAGCCCCCUACUGUUACAAUAACAUACCAGCCCAACAUUGAGAACACAGAGCUCUACGAGGGUUUCAUGGUCAUCUUAAACUGUGAGACAACAGGGAGCCCCAGACCACAAGUCAGCUGGGAGGUGACUGCAGGAAAUCAAAACUAUCUGUUCCCCCUGCCCGUCACUGGAGAGACAAAUGAGGCGCCAAUUAAUGAUAAAACAACCAACAAUCGAUUCUUGGUGUUUAGAAACGGCACCCUCAUCAUCCCUCGUAUGAGUAAAAAGGAGGAUGGAAAUUACAGCUGCUCUGCGGUGAAUGAUUUGGGUAAGGCGGAGAGCAGUGUUAAAGUGGCUAUGGCGGCCACCCAAAAGCACGGCGGCGAUGCAAAGCUUGACUCCACGGUGGACAAGAUCCGUCCUUCUGCCAAAAAGCCUGCGGAGCCCAAGAUCUCCAAAAACAAUGUGAUCAACUGGAGCAAGUCUGAAGAAAAGACAAAGGACGGGCCUGAAGGCUCGUCAGACAAAAACGACGGCACCGGGCAGGCCGGCGGCGUGUCGAAGGACCCCACCUUCGCCAGCAAGUGCGGCGUGAGGGACAGCAGUGAAUACAUCUCCAACCACGCCUUCAACCUGAGCUUGGACGACCUGAAGCAGUACACUUUCGAUUUCGGGGUCAUCGCGUUAGAGGUGUCAGAGACGGAGGCCAAAGUGCAGCUAAAUCCGCUGCAGCUUCCCAGCAGCAAAUCUAACCUUCAUCUCAGUCACACUGAAAAACAGGAAACGGUGGACAAAGAGCCUCUGGGUCUGUUCCAGUCCUCAUCCAGUAAAGACAGCCUCGACAUGCUCUACCUCUGUGUAAAUACAGGUAAUGGACACUCUAUGGUUCAGUGGUCCAACAUAGAGGAGGGGGUUAAUUCCUACCGCUUCCAUGGUUUACAGCCUGGCACCAAUUACACACUUUGUCUCACCUAUGGGGGGCAGGACUGCCAAGUGCAAGUAGUCUUCACAACUAGGAAAAAGAUCCCCUCCCUGCUUAUCAUCGUUGUUGUCAGCAUUUUCCUACUGGGUCUGGCCACUGUUCCCUUACUGGGGGCCACCUGCUGCCAUUUGCUAUACAAGUACCAAGGGAAGACCUACAAGCUGAUCAUGAGGGCUCAGAAUCCGGAUCAGAUGGAGAAACAAAUGGCAGGAGAUUUUGAUCCUAGGGCGUCUUUCGUGGAGUCGGAGAAAACAUUCAACCCCAGCGAGUUAGGCGAGGGGGAGGGAGAGGCCGAGGGAGAGGAGGGAGACGGAGAGGGAGAGGCUGAGGGCAGCGUGGUGACGGAGUCCAUCCCCGGAUCCUCAUCCAAAACCAACCAGGAGGAGUUCGAGGUGGGCUCGGAGUACAGUGACAGGUUACCGCUGGGAGCAGAGGCGGUCAACAUCUCGGAGGAGAUCAACGGCAACUACAAGCAGCCAAGCCGCUGAGCUCCGCCGCUGCCUGCCAGUGUCAUGUAAAAUAUUUUACUUUCAAGUAGCCCACAUUCAAGCAGGUAACUCACCCACCAUUCCUCCACGUGAAAACCGGCGGCUUCUGCAAACACAGGUGGAUCUUUUCAUUUAUUAUUAUUUUUUACCUCAGAAAGUCCUCCGUCGAUCACCUGAGAUUGUGAAUUGAUUCAUGUGACAUUUGUAGUCUUAACAGUUACUGUAAGGUUAAAAUAAGCGACAUACGUUUAUGGUGCGAGCAGAGCUUUCUCCUCCAGUUUUAUCAGACCUCAAAGGUGACAGGAAAGCAACAAAAACGCUUCCCUUUUUCUGCGGGACACACGCGGAUGGGCGCGGGCGCAAAUUGUGCAAAAGGCACGGCGCGGAGCUCGCCAGAGUUCCGCGUAAUUUAAGGCAAAAAACAAACAAACAAACAAACAAACAAAAACAAGAUGUAAUCAUCGUUUUGAGAGCACAAAAAUAAUACAACAUCAAAGUGCCACGUGUUUUAAAGCCAUUAAAAAACAGCAGGGACCAAUAAUUUCUAAGAUGUGCGCACAUGCGCCAGACGCGCGUGAGCCUCGUCUAAAACCUGCCAAUUAUCGUCUUCUCAGGUGUCGGCACGCCGGCUCCGCUCCUCUAGUCCACGGAACACUUGUCGCAGAUUUGGACGAUGACAUUUGAGAAGCAGCCAGACGCGGAUAUUUGGUUCCGGUGUUUUUGCGCCUCACCCGCCCGUUGUCUUGUGCGUCCAGGAGGGGAAAUUUCACUUUCAGCUGUGUUGUGCUUGACGGGAAAUCCCAGGUUAUUUACCAACGAGAUGUUGUUCGACGUAAUGUUAAGGCUUUAAAAAAUGUGCGACUUUAAACCUCUUAAUCAACGGGUGCUUGCUCUCGCUUUUUACAAUGAACGUGUCCAUGGCAUGUCACACGUAUUUCCUUGUGUGGUUUUUAUUAGUGUAGUCUAGAGGACUUUAGAUGUUGCUGUCAACCUGUGAUGUAAAGCCAUGUGAAAUGAAAUUAUUCUCCUUUUUUCAUUUUUUUUUUUACGACGGUAAAUUUCUAUGAAGCCUCACCAAAAAGGCGCAUGUGAGUGUCUGGCGGCUUCACUGUCUUGUAAUUGAUGCAUAUAGUGACUUUUUGUGAACUGUUGUAAAACGAAACUGAAAACCGGUGACCUUUCAAGAUUUUUUGAUAUAAUUUUAUGUAAGUGGAAUUAAUAAAACAUAUGAAAAUAUACGGACGAUUUUCUGGAUUUAUCAUUGCGGAUUGAGAUGUUUCAGGAGGAAAAAAAAUAAAUCUCAGCUCCAUUAUUUUU